AUGACCAUCACUACUAUCGCCGACCCGAGCCGGGCUACUGAGGAGACAGAGGAGUCGAAGCAACAGAUAGCCUACAAUCUGUUGAUAGAACUUUUAACUUAUCAAUUUGCUUUCCCGGUACAAUGGAUAAACACUCAAGAACAGCUAUUAGCUUCCAAGAGAGAUGUUCGACGCAUUAUUGAGAUAGGGCCUGCAGGCGUCCUGGCGCCAAUGGCUAAGAAAUCGGCCCGGAAGCUCGUUGGCGAAAGAGAUGUUGCACAGGGAAUUGAACGAGAGUUCCUCAGCAUUACCAACGUUGACGACGCGCGAAAGAUAUAUUACGAUUAUGAUGAAAAUACCACCACGUCAUCUGCGGCUAAAAAUGAGCCUCCAUCCUCUCAACCCUCUCCGAAACCCUCUCCUCCGGUUGCCGACGCGGCACCGGUUCCAGUUCCGGUGGCGCCUCCUGUCGCCGCUGCGGGGAGCAUUGUCGACACACCACUCACACCUACUGAUAUAAUAUUAACACUAGUAGCACAGAAAUUGAGGAGGGCAUAUGAUGAAGUACCUCUUGGUGAAACCAUCCAGGCUUUAUCAGGUGGAAAGUCUACGCUUCAAAAUGAGCUUAUUGGUGAUCUCGGGGCAGAGUUUGGCGAUAUGCCGGACGGCAGCGAGGGUACCUCGCUGGAAAGUCUCAGCGAAAAGCUCGCAUCUGGUUUCUCCGGAAAGCUAGGCAAGUCGUCGAAGAGACUAGUCGAGCGACUCCUCUCCUCCAAAAUGCCUGGUGGCUUUGGCCAGAAGGAGGUGACAACCUACCUGGAGACACGCUGGGGUCUGGGGCCCAAUUGUCAAUUGGCGGUUCAGUGCUUCUGCGUGACCAUAGAACCACCAUCUAGGCUCUCGGAUGCAGCCCAGGUGCAUGACUUUCUCGACCAAGCUGUCACAAGAUACGCCAAGAAAUCAGGUCUCUCACUUCCUACAACGUCCUCCGGUCAGACGUCGCAAAGCGUGCAGGGCUCUACCGUAAUGGUAGACGAUGCUAGCCUUCAGAAGCUCAAGACCGAGCAGGACUCAGUUUUGCGAAAGCAACUACAAGUCCUAGCCCAGCAUCUUGGCGUUGAAAUCACGCCGAGUGCAGCCUCCGAGCUGCAGAACAGUAACGAGCUUCAACAACAUCUUGAUAAAGUCUAUGCGGAGCUCGGUGAAGAAUUCUAUACGGGAAUGGAAGGAAUAUUCGACCCCAUGAAAGAAAGGCGGUAUUCAUCGUGGUGGAACUGGGUGCGUGAGGAUGUAGUGCGACUCUUGCAGCAAGACAGCACAUCGCGCGUCACAGCAGAGCGCCUUCAAGCGCUUCAGAACAGGUGGACGUCAGAUUUGGAAAUGAUGCUGCGGCAUCGCGCAAAGAAAGGUUCUGGCAGACAGGUAGCGGAAGCCUUGCUGAAGGCAAAGCCGAGUACUGAAGAGGCGGCGUCGCCCGUUUUCCGGUUUUCGGAGCCGGCAAUGGGGCCUCAUACAUCCGUUGAUGAAGAAGGCCGGAUAAACUAUAGCGAGAAGCCCCGGUCUACAGGCUCAGCCACGACAUCCGACCCGGUCACGUAUUACGAUGUCGUGAGCUCUACACGCCGUAAUGGCCCUUGCAGUAGCUUUGUCCACUGUCUUCGAAAGACUAGAGGUACGUGGCAGUAUGACCGUCAGCUCACAAACACGUAUCUCGAUGGCAUACUUGUAGGAAAUACAUCUGGUAUUAGCUAUGCCGGCAAGACGGCCCUUGUGACUGGUGCUGGUACCGGCUCAAUUGGCAUGGAGGUGGUUCGGGGUCUGCUGGCUGGCGGCGCUAGAGUGAUUGUUACGACGAGCCGCGCCCCAGCUUCUUCCGGGCCAGCCAUGGCUCAGGCAUACAAGGAGGUUGGUGCCCGCGGCUCUGAGCUUAUCCUGCUUCCUUUCAAUGCCGCCAGCAAGAAGGAUGUUGAGGAUUUGGUUGCAUACAUUUAUGAUAGCAAUAAGGGACUGGGACUUGAUCUGGAUUUCGUGGUCCCCUUCGCCGCCAUCCCCGAGCCAGGCCGCGAGAUUGAUGAGAUCGAUGCACGUUCAGAACUGGCGCAUCGAGCUAUGUUGACCAAUGUACUGCGAUUAUUUGGGUGCAUCAAGCGGCAGAAGGAAAAGCGGAACUACACCGGACGGCCGACGACGGUGCUUCUACCACUAUCACCUAACCACGGCGAUUUUGGCGGCGAUGGCCUCUACUCUGAGUCUAAGAUCGGCCUCGAAACUCUGUUCAACCGCUACCACUCAGAGCGGUGGUCGAGCUAUCUUUCUAUUAUUGGUGCCGUUAUCGGCUGGACACGCGGAACUGGUCUGAUGAACGCAAACAAUAUCGUCGCGGAAGGUAUCGAAAAGCUAGGCGUAAUGACUUUCACAGCUGGGGAGAUGGCUUUCAAUCUGCUGGCCUUGCUUUGCCCCUCCAUGAUCGCAGAAUCAGACUUAGAACCGGUCUAUGCCGAGCUUAGCGGUGGUCUUAUGGGCUUCCAGAACCUGAAGGAGGAGGUCACGGCCAUCAGGACAGGUAUUACGAGUAAACGCCGUCAGUGGCAAGCGAUUGCCGCCGAGAGGAAAAAGCAUGACGAGGUUCUUCGGGGGUCUAAAGCCCCCGCUGCCGCAGAUACAGCUCAGCUCAGUACACAGAAGAAGCGCUCCAACAUUAAGCAAGGAUUCCCGAAGUUAUCGUCGCAUCAAGAUAUGACUUCAGAUCUACAGGGCUUGGAGGGCAUGGUGGACCUAAGUCGCACUCCUGUCAUCGUCGGGUUUUCUGAGCUCGGGCCGUUGGGCUCUUCACGUACCCGCUGGCAAAAGGAAAGUUCAGGCAAGCUCAACCUUGAUGGCUUAACGGAGAUGGCAUGGAUGAUGGGCCUGGUUAAGCAUCAUGACGGUCAAGUCAAUGGCGAGCUAUACGCCGGCUGGCUAGACGUAGAGUCCAGGAAACCGGUGCAAGAGGACGACUUUGAAACGCGCUAUGGGGAGCACAUCCUAAAACACUCGGGCAUCCGGCUCGUGGAGCCCGAAGGCUUCGAUGAAUAUGACCCGUCGAAGAAAGAAUUGCUCGAAGAAGUGGUGUUAGAUGAGGAUCUCCCAGCGUUCAGCACGUCAGAGUCGCUCGCACGUUCGUUCGAGCUUCGCCAUGGAGACAAAGUUAGCGUAUUCCCGGAAGGUGCCGAUUCUGAGAACUGGACUGUCAUACUGAAGCGCGGUGCCACGUUCCUCGUUCCUAGGUCGACAGGUGGCCACCAAUCUGUCGCUGGGCAGGUACCUAAAGGCUGGAAUGCAUCUACUUAUGGAAUCCCAGAGGACAUCAUCGCCCAAGUUGAUCCCGUGACGUUAUACGUGCUAUGCUGCGUAUGCGAAGCUAUGUUCAGUGCCGGUAUUGAAGACCCCUUCGAGUUUUACAAGCAUAUCCACGUCUCCGAGCUAGGUGUCUAUAUCGGUUCCGGCGCGGGUAGUCUCAAAUCUACGCGUGACAUGUACCGUCGACGCUACCGCGACAACCCUGUCAAAGGUGACAUCUUACAAGAAACAUUCUUGAACUCGAUGGCUGCUUGGACGAAUAUGCUUCUUUUUGGCGCGACAGGGCCGCUCAAGACCCCAACAGGCACCUGCGCGACAGCUAUAGAAUCCCUCGACGUCGCUUGUGAGAGCAUUAGAUCCCGGAGCGUCAAAGUCGCUAUAGUAGGAGGCACAGAUGACCUACAGGAAGAGCUUUCUACCGAGUUCAGUAACAUGAAAGCAACGAUGGUGGCGCAGCAAGAACUUGCUAAAGGCUACCUCCCAUCCCAAAUGUCGCGGCCAACGGCGACUUCACGCGCUGGCUUUGUGGAGUCCGCCGGUUGCGGUGUCCAGAUUGUGAUGAGUGCCGAGCUAGCUCUACAGAUGGGUCUUCCUAUCUACGGUGUCGUUGCUUACACCCAACUGGCUGGAGACGGCGUGGGCCGUUCGGUGCCAGCGCCAGGCAAGGGUGUCCUGACGGCGGCACGAGAGUCGCCUGGAGCUUUACAGUCACCUCUAUUAGACUUCCGGUAUCGCCGAUCAAAGCUCGAGGACGAGUUCGCCAUGAUCGAGGAAUGGCGGUUGUCACAGUAUGCUGGUGCUCAAAAUGCCAAGUAUGAUGAGGCAGUCGAAUCGGAAGCGGCCAGCCGCAGAUCACACGCCCAAUGGCUGUGGAAUGGAGAUAUCCGUCAACUCAACCCAUCUAUCUCACCCAUACGAGCGGCUUUGGCAGUAUGGGGGCUAACCAUUGAUGAUAUCAGUGUGGCCUCUUUCCACGGUACCUCUACCAAGGCCAACGAUAAAAACGAGAGUUCUGUCAUCAACCAACAGAUGACACACUUAGGGCGUACUGAGGGCAACCCGCUGCUCGUGGUUAGCCAGAAGUAUCUUACUGGUCAUCCAAAGGGUGCCGCUGGGGCGUGGAUGCUUAACGGAUGUCUGCAAAUACUCGAGCAUGAGGCUGUGCCAGGGAACCGUAACGCUGAUGACAUCGACGCGGCCUUAAGGUCGUUCCCACAUCUUCUUUACCCGUCAGAGACAACAGCGGUCCCUGGUAUAAAGGCAUUCAUGCUGACAUCAUUUGGAUUUGGACAGAAGGGGGCCAUUGUAAUUGGCGCGACUCCACGCGUCCUGUUUGCCGCGCUCACGCGAGCCGCCUUCGAGACCUACCGCAAACGAGUGGAAGAGAGAUCACGUCUGGCCGAUCGCGCGUUCCAGCGCGCCAUGUUGAGUAAUUCGGUCUUCAAGGCGAAGGACCUGUCGGCUUGGAAGGAGUAUGGGAAGCCACAAGAGCCUUUUCUUUUGGAUCCUCAGAUCCGGGUUUGA
Molecule: messenger RNA, 4842 nt
Organism: Xylaria bambusicola
Lineage: Eukaryota; Fungi; Ascomycota; Sordariomycetes; Xylariales; Xylariaceae
Product: putative fatty acid synthase alpha subunit FasA
Exons: 5
Coding region: 1-4842 (1613 amino acids)
Biological process (GO): long-chain fatty acid biosynthetic process
Cellular component (GO): fatty acid synthase complex
Molecular function (GO): 3-oxoacyl-[acyl-carrier-protein] reductase (NADPH) activity; 3-oxoacyl-[acyl-carrier-protein] synthase activity; fatty acid synthase activity
Source: RefSeq, a predicted model, not a curated record